ACAGGGCGGUUAGCUGACUUUAAAUAUGUGUCGCGUCGUCCGGCUUAAAUACUGUGUAUACACUACAAGCUUGUGAGACUGACGAGGCUUGGCGUGGACAAAGUGGGUGGGACUGGACGCGCUGGACGUCCAACUCCGCCUUCCCGCAGGCUGCAGUCAGUAGCAGUUGGUUAUUUUUCUUCUUCUGCUGCCGUUGCUGAGGAACGCCUGCUCAGCUUCCUGUAAUUGGUCCGAAAGUCCGCAGCAUCCAGAAAAGCGCUUUUACACUGCAGGUCAAAACAACUGGCUGUGUCACACUGCUUACACAGAGAGGCACCAUGAUACCGUCUUCAGUCAUCAUCAUCCUCAACCUGGCUGCGUUGUGCACCACAUUUGCCCUUUCAGAGACGUCAGCUCCACUUAUUGAUGAAAAGCCUUUUGUGAUCAUAUGGAACGCCCCAACCUCCAAAUGCCAACAACUGAAGAUCCCAUUGGACUGGUCUGCUUUUCAGGCCAUUACCACACCAGCCAAAGUCCAUAACCAAACCCUGACGCUGUUCUAUAAGAAAAGAAUAGGCCUCUUCCCUUAUGUAGACCUUCAAACCAUGGAACAGUACAAUGGUGGCAUUCCGCAAAGGGGUAACCUAUCAGCCAGCCUAAAGAAAGCUGAAGCAGAGUUCACCCGCUAUCUCCCAAGCUCUUCACCUGGCCUUGCUGUCAUUGAUUGGGAAGAGUGGCUUCCUUUCUUUGACCAAAAUGUGGGCUUAAGAGAGAUCUAUAAGGAGCUGUCCCUUAACCACACUCUUGAGCAGGAUGCUUCUCUAAGCAGGCAGCAGGCCAAAAGCAAAGCCAAGCAGCAGUUCCAGACCACUGCCAGAGAUUACAUGGAGAAGACCCUGAAGUUAGGAAUUACUCUCAGACCACAGUAUCUCUGGGGCUUCUACUUGUUCCCUGACUGCAACAACUAUGAUUUUGAGAAUCCAGGCUAUACAGGGAAAUGCCCACAGAACACAACACAGUUAAAUACUGAACUCCUCUGGCUCUGGAAAACAAGUACAGCACUGUUUCCUUCAGCAUACAUACCAGAGUCCAUCAGUGGAAGCCAGAAGGCAGCACUGUUUGUCCGUCACCAGGUGAAAGAGGCACUGAGAGUCGCAGCCUUGUCUCAGCGACCCUAUACUGCCCCGGUUUAUGUGUACCUGAGGCCUUUGUUGCGGGACCAGAAAGAAGAGUACAUGCAGGAGGUUGACCUGGUGAGGAGUGUUGGGGAGAGUGCAGCUCUAGGAGCUGCUGGAUGUGUGCUGUGGGGCUCCAGUUAUGAUUAUAAUGACAUGACAUCAUGUGAAGCCCUUUCUACAUACUUUUCCAAGACUCUAAACCAGUACAUUGUGAACAUCACCGCUGCAACGCGUCUCUGCAGUGACAUGCUCUGUCAGGGUAAUGGACGCUGUGUUCGUAAAAACUCUGAUUCUGAUGACCACCUUCAGCUUAACCCCAAGAGCUUCAACAUCCAGAACAUUGCUGGGAAAUAUACUAUCACUGGGACACCUUCCAGCAGUGACCUGACUGACUGGGCCAACAAGUUCACCUGCCAGUGCUAUGAAGGCAGAAUCUGCUCUGGUAAAAUAUCAUCUGGGUUAUUAUCCAGUAUGUAUGACAGUAAAACUGUGCUCCUGACAGUGCUCCUUCCAGUAUGCUUACUGUUUAAAUCAUUGUAGUUUUUAAUGUUUGUUACAAUACCUGGUUAUGAAACUUUUACCACAACUGUUACAACAAUUAAAGAACAAAACAAUACAAAAUCA
Astyanax mexicanus (Mexican tetra) is the source of this 1781-nucleotide messenger RNA. Its product is annotated as hyaluronidase PH-20. The record is from RefSeq and is a predicted model, not a curated record. Gene Ontology annotation, biological process: hyaluronan catabolic process; carbohydrate metabolic process. NCBI's taxonomy places the organism in Eukaryota, Metazoa, Chordata, Actinopteri, Characiformes, Acestrorhamphidae. The transcript has 4 exons. Gene Ontology annotation, cellular component: acrosomal vesicle. Gene Ontology annotation, molecular function: hyalurononglucosaminidase activity. Bases 318 to 1697 code for a protein of 459 amino acids.